Molecule: messenger RNA, 358 nt
Organism: Racocetra persica
Lineage: Eukaryota; Fungi; Glomeromycota; Glomeromycetes; Diversisporales; Gigasporaceae
Source: the annotation of a GenBank genome assembly
UAAUUCAUGUGCUGCAAGACCAAAAAGAAGAAUUGGUAGAAUUAAACAACCAAAAAGAGUUAGAAGACCAAGAAUUAGAAAAAAUAAUCUAGUAAUUAUACCACCAAGACCAAAGGGUCUAUAUUAUGCUAAAAUACCAGUAUUAGCUCUAUCAGAUAGUAUGAUUGAUAAAUUAAUAACUUGGAGAGCAAAAAAAUAUCGAGAUAUAUUAAAUAAAAAUGGAAAGGUUACAAAUCAAUAUAAAGAAGAUCUUUAUAUUAAGAGAAUUGGAAGAAAUGAUCAAGUUCAAUAUUCUCUAGUUCAUAAAUUAAUUGAAAUAAGACCAAUACCAAGAUCUAGAGCAUCAACUCCUAAUUAA